Eufriesea mexicana is the source of this 1871-nucleotide messenger RNA. RefSeq lists its product as uncharacterized. Gene Ontology annotation, cellular component: nucleus. NCBI's taxonomy places the organism in Eukaryota, Metazoa, Arthropoda, Insecta, Hymenoptera, Apidae. The transcript is spliced from 6 exons. The record is from RefSeq and is a predicted model, not a curated record. Gene Ontology annotation, biological process: regulation of transcription by RNA polymerase II. Bases 201 to 1799 code for a protein of 532 amino acids.
UAUAUUGAAAUGACAACAAAUGAUUGAUAUUAUUGACAGUUGUAGAAUAUGAGGUGAAAAAGGGAAGGUAUUUCGGCACGAACGGGAGUGCACUUUGUUGGUGCAAGAAAAAUUCCCUUCUGAAUUCCUGUUGGUGAGUGCAGGUUAUGUGAGCAUCGAAACGCGUCAUUAUUCAUCGUUUUUCUUGCAUAUUGGCCAGGAUGGGCCAAGGUACGGAUACCUGUACAGAUAGGCCUGCUGAAGUUAGCGUCAUCAAAUUCGUGUCUAGGAAUCGUACCAUUGAAGAAAUAGCCCCAAAAAAGGAAGUAUAUACUUGUAAACAACGAGGUUGUGGCAAGACAUUUACUAAUCAAGAUGAAUAUAAAACACAUGAAGCCCUUGAGGCUUUAAAAAUUAGGUUUAUUUGUCGAGAGCCAGGAUGUGGAGAAGAACUCUCUGAUCCUGGAAGUAUGUGGCGCCAUUAUCAAGAAUGGCAUAAUAAUGAAACAAAUGUAUUUAUAUGUCCAUACACAAAUUGUGGAUCUUUACAUACAACUAGUAUCAGUCUAGAAGAACAUAUCGAAAACUGCCAUAGACAGCCACCAACAUUGCCAACUGAACCAGAAGUAAUAUGCUUUGAAGAUCCUGAAAAUGUAAUGGAUGAGGAAAUUGUACAAAGCACAGAAGAAUGUUAUGAAAAGAGAACAAAUGAAGCUUUUGGAAUGAAAGUAUGCCAAUAUGAUGAUAAUAAUGAGCAAAAUCUUCUUAGAGGUGAUAAUGUACAACAACAAAAAAACGAAAUCCCUCAUGAUCCAAAUACUACAAAUGAUAGUUCAAAGGAAGAUUAUUCUUCCACUAGUGAGUCACUAAAUGAAGCUGGUACAUUUCCUAUAAAUGAAAAUUUAAUUCUAAAUACAGAGAAUUUUCUAUCCAAAUAUGAGAGUAAUACAAGCAAAUGCCCAGAACUGCAAACUGAACAUUCCCAAGAAAAAACUAAUGUAGUUUAUGUAAAUGGUGAUAUUACCAUUACAAAAAAUACAAAAAAUGAAAUAUGUAGUACGAAUCCAAGAAAUCAAGAGCAUAGAAUUGAAUUAGAUAAUUUAGAAAGAAUCUUCAGAAAUGAACUCGAUCAUGAUAUUCCAAAAACUGAAGAAAUUACUAUAGAAACGAACAGUAAUUGUUCAGAUGAUGAAGAAUAUACUCCAAAAAAACAACGUAUGUCUAGGUAUAAGCAAGAAAUUUACAAAUGUGCAGUUAAUGGUUGUGGGAGAAAAUAUAAAUACAUAUCCCAUUAUCGUCAUCAUCAAGAUAGUCACAAAUUAGCAAAUAAUACAAUUAGCUCAAAUUCUAACAAAUCAAUAUUGAAAUUAAAACAAGGGAAAGCCUCAACAGUUAGUUUUUUCUUAUGUAAAAUUCCUGGCUGUGGGGCUCAAGUGAACAAUGUAACUGGUUUAUGGAAACAUUACCAGGACAAUCAUGCUAAUUCAAAACUGCCAAUAGUACAAGGAACUAAAAAUAAUGAAUCAUUUCGUUGCAAAAUUCCUGGGUGUGAAACAGAGUUUAAUACUACCGUAAUGCUGUACAAGCAUUUCACUGAAGUACACUCAAAUAGCACUGGCAAUAAUGCUAGCAUAAAUACAAAGACUGGGAAUGGGAGUAGUUUUCAUUAUACUGAAAUAUUUAAAGAUGAUACUACUAACCCACAAGCAAAUUUUAAGACUGACUUUAAAGCAAAGAAUAAUAUUAAUGUAAAUGACUGUACAAUAAGUACUAAUGAUCAAAGAUCACCAUCACUUGUUAAGAAGGAGGCACGGGAUUGACUUGAGAUAAGUUGGUAUCGUAAAUGUGAGGGUAAAUAAUUGUAGCAAUGAAUCAGAGUACUUUACUGGGGC